CUAAUAUAUUGCACUCAUUGAAAUGACCAAAAAUGUUCAAAACAAAACGAAAUCAUAUCAGGUCAUAUCUUUGCCGCUACUGAGAGUAACAAUUCCACCAAGAGGGAGAAAGACAUGCUUCUUUUAUAUCUAUUACAGAUCGCCGUAACCCUUUCGACGCCUGUUCGCAAUGAUCGUAUUAUAUUAGAUGGAUGCCCCGGCAGCUGUUGGCAAGGAUACGACCUCCUGGUGCAGCAAUGCUGUAGCCCAUGGCCCACUGGCAUGUGUCAUAAUAUGCCUUGGGAUAUCGUUACAGAACUUUGUUCAGGCAUUUCAACUACACCCACACAAGUCCCGGCAGCAAUUCAUGCAUCCGUUAUCAAGACAACGGCAACAUCCCUCCCACGUAACUGUUCCGGAAGUGACGCAGCCUCCUGUGGAUUCACUUCUUUUCUUAUCUGCUCCACCAGAGGGAAAUAUUUCACGAACAUAUGUGAGUUUGCUAAAGCAGCCUGCCAUGAUCCGACCAUUAGACCAAUGCAAUGCUAAGACAGUUGGGCAUUUAACUUUUACACUCUGGUAACAUCACCUAUGACAAAUAAACUAUCUGACGUGAUCAUUUACUGUACAAGUUAAUUCGCACAAUAAAUAUGAACACAGCA
Mya arenaria is the source of this 641-nucleotide messenger RNA. RefSeq lists its product as uncharacterized. NCBI's taxonomy places the organism in Eukaryota, Metazoa, Mollusca, Bivalvia, Myida, Myidae. The transcript is spliced from 5 exons. The record is from RefSeq and is a predicted model, not a curated record. Bases 115 to 528 code for a protein of 137 amino acids. Gene Ontology annotation, molecular function: protein binding.